Cyclocybe aegerita is the source of this 435-nucleotide messenger RNA. The record is from the annotation of a GenBank genome assembly. Lineage: Eukaryota; Fungi; Basidiomycota; Agaricomycetes; Agaricales; Hemipholiotaceae.
AUGUCGAAUCACAAUUUCGGAUUUGCCCUACUCAACAAUGCCGGAACUCUCGAGUGGGCUUUUGCCCUCUACACCACCGUCUCACCAGUAGCGGCGGUCGAACUGUUCCAGCGCGAGUACGACCAAUCUGUGCAAGCCUAUCGCGUGAUCCAUCGUACAACCACUGUAUCAGCCGUCUACGGCAUCGUCCACAUCUCCUCGCUCCCUGCCAAUCUGUACACCCUCAUUUUCAAUACGGCUCGUGUCCACUCACCCGACGAAGGAGGACUCAAUCCGGGUCGUGUGAAUUGGGGAUCUGCGGCAUGGGCUAUUCGCCUGGCGCUCCAGCUACGACAGCUCGUCAACUUCCCGUUGCAGUUCCAGGGCUACCAGAUUUACGGGCAUGUUACGGUCCAGGACGAGCAUGCUUGUUUGGGUGAGCAUAUUUGCUCCUAA